AGAGCAAACGACGCGUCAGUACAAUCGGCACCGCAGCGCAACGCAGACGUGUACGUUAUUCGCUCCGAGUAUCUCCGGCGCUCCCAAACAUUUCGUGAUUUCUGCCGGCUUGGCGACACAUUUCGUGUUCGUUUUGCCUACUCAGGCGGACGCUUCGAGCGUAAUUUAUCGCGCGUAAAUCAGAACCUCUAAUGUGUUAAAGUGCUAUCUGAACAUCAAAUGGACGCCACCAUUGCGACAUAGAACGAGGACAUUUAUUGUGCUGCAAAAAAAAAACAUUAAAAAACUAAGUAACAUACGGGGAAUUCUUUUUUUGUGCACUCGCGUAAAAUGUUUUCGUAACGUUAAAAUAUUUUUAAUUAUUGUUGUAUACAUCUGAUCAAAGUAUACGCAAAAAAUUGCAGAUUACAAUCGGAUUAUCACCGAUCUAUACAUAACGUGCAAAAAUUUCUAAGCCCAUAACAUGAAUCCAUAUUCAUCCAUAUUCAAAUCAGUGCACGCGAUCCAAGCGGAUGCGAACUAAUUUCAUGUGGCGUUCGCGCCAGUGAGGCUUUUGUGCAAAAAAUUCGAUAGUAAAAAAAAUAAACAUUAAAACUGCUGUGUGUACAAAGUUGAUCGGCUGCGAAAAAGAGAUUAUUGAGUGCUUGGUUGCGAUUUACAGUCAGCGAUCUGAACAGUUCACCAGCAACAUCAAAAUGUGGCCGUUGCGGUUUGCAUCAAUUUGUGCAGUGAUAAUUUUUGCAGAAUCAGCAUAUGAACGCAUAGGAUAUUUUUGGCAAAUCACAGAUCUUCAUUUUGAGCCACACUUUUCUAUCAAUGGUGAUCCACGUAAAGGAUGUGUGCGACCAGACAAUGAUGGUGGCUCUCGAUCAAGUAGGAAACCCGCAGGAAGGUUCGGUGACUACUCUUGCGACGCUCCAUGGGCUUUAAUUAAAUCUGCAGCGGAAACAAUGUACUCUCGACAGGGCGAUAAUGUGGAAUUUGUUUUAUGGACAGGGGAUGCCUUGUCACAUUCAGCUCGACGGUCAUCUGAAAUACAACAAUUGGAGCUUUUGCAAAAUCUGACAGAUUUGCUGGCGCAAACAUUCAGCUCACAGUUCAUAUUCCCAGCGCUAGGACAUGACGAUCCUUUAGCUAGGAAAGAAUUAGGACGAAUGUGGAUUAGAUGGUUACCUACUGACUCAAUAACAACUUUUGAUUCAGGUGGAUAUUACCUAAUUGAAAGAAAAACCCACAAAUUGCAAAUUGUCGUCUUGAAUACAAAUCUUAUGAAAAGGAAUGAUAACGACGAAGAGGCUCGAAAACAAUGGGACUGGUUGAAUAUUGUAUUGCAAAAAUGUCAGAACAACAAAGAAACGGUUUAUCUGGUUGGUCACAUGCCUCCAGGUUCUGACGAACGACAACGUGGUGGCAACCAUCAUGCUCAUUACGCCUACACUGAUCACCACAACAAGCGAUAUUUGAAACUGGUUCGCAAGUUUGCCGACAUCAUUGUAGGCCAGUUUUUUGGCCAUCUUCAUUCCGAUUCGUUUCGAGUUAUCUACAAUGAUAAUGGUCGACCUGUUUCCUGGGCAAUGAUUGCGCCCUCUGUUACACCCAGAAGAACUACGGAUGGAGCUAAUAAUCCAGGACUGAGACUUUAUAAAUUUGACAAGGAUACUGGUCAGGUGUUGGACUAUACUCAAUAUUAUUUAGAUUUGGGACGCCUAAGCAGGCAUCCAGGGGUGAUAGAUUGGGAGGUCGAGUACAACUUCAGCUCGUAUUACGGCCUAUCGAACAUCUCGCCGCUGUCACUGCACACGCUCGCCGAGAAAUUAACACAAUCCAGCACUAAUGAGAAACCCAGCUUUAAUAAGUACUAUAAGGCGAACAGCGUAAGGAUGUACAGCAGCAGCACCACAUCCUGUGACAAUUGUGCGCACACGCAUUAUUGCGCCAUCACGCGGGUAGACUACGAAGAAUACGAGCAGUGCGUGAAGACGGCGGCCAGCGCUCUCGCGUCUUCGUCCUUAGGACACAAGAACGUCCUUUAUGCAGUGGUUUUGCUAUUUAGCCUCGUACUGAGCCUGCUACCCAUGCUGACGAAUUGAAUGUGAUAAAGUUGUACGUUUUAAGCUAUUCACAGUAAGAAAAUCUACUUUUAAGAUAAAAACGACAAAAAAACGUAUAGAUAUGUAUGUAAAACAUAAAAAGAAAUGUUUAUAAUAGUGCCACGAAAAUUAGCUGAGAUUUAUUUAUCAAUGUUAUUUAGUUGAAUACUACCUAAAACAAGUUUAACAAUGUAAGCUGAUUUAAAAUUUGUAGCCUAUCUAAAAGUAUAACCAAAUUUGCAAAAUAUACCAAUAUGACAACAUCACGAUUGGUACAUGCGUAUAAAAAUUAUUUAAUUAUACAGUUUGUUUAUAAAUGCAUUUUAUAAAUUUUGCAUUUUAUAAGAAUGCGCAUAUUUUAUAAAAUAAAAAUUAAAAAAAUUGAGGAACGAAAUUGAUAUUGGAAUUGCUAAGAGUAUUUGUGACAAAAAAAAUUUCGAUACUGUAGCGUAAUCACUAACUUAUAGCAAUUGUAUACAUGCAGUAUUGGUGUAAAAUAUUUUUAUAUUUUAUAAAAUAUUAUCUAAAUGUACAUACUACCUAUAGAUAACAGAGUACGAAAGAAGAAAACUGCAAACGAAACGAUUGAACAUUGUAAAAGAAUUGAAAUGAUUUGUCUAUGACAGUAGCCUAAUUAGAAACAUGAAGAAACAUAAAGACAAAAAUAUAUUACGUGCAAAUAAGAAAUGAAUUAUUCACUUUACUUGAAGAUAAAGAAAAUGAUGAAUAAAGAAAUAUUAAAGUAUAGCUUUUUAUGUGAAAAAAAAAAUUAUGAAGAAGAAACUCAAUGUACAUACGCGCACUGUGGGAAAAACAAAUCCUGCCAUCCUGCAAAGAGCAAGGGUUUAAUGUCUAUUUACAGAAAGAUCAAUCGAUGAUAAAUUCUUUCAAAGAAUUUUUUUUAUUUUGGUUGAAAACAAACUUCAAUGCUUUGAAGGAAAUUAUAUCGCGAUUGUAACAUGCGGAUUGAUUAUAAUUCUGUGUAUUUUUAUAUAUUAUUUUAAAGUUUACUUCAUUCUACAUGAUGCAACGUAUAGACGUGCAAAUAAAACAUUUUCCAUUUGUGGAAUGCUGCAGCAUUCGAUGUGGUGGUGUGAAUGAAUGACAAAUGACCAAAACUGUUCUCUGUAACAUCCAACAAGAAAAUAAUAGUUUAAAAGACUAACUGUAAUGUAAAACUAAUUAACUAACCGUAAAUGUAAUUUACAUCCAUUUUGUUCGACUUAAGUUAUUGUAUUAAAGCCAAAACGUGUACCUUGUUUUGUUUCUCACAAACUGUUAGCAAACUUGCCGACAUUUGUUUAUUUGUGCUGAUUACGAAAUAAAAUCAAUGCUAACGCAAA
Dalotia coriaria is the source of this 3433-nucleotide messenger RNA. Its product is annotated as acid sphingomyelinase-like phosphodiesterase 3b. The coding region runs from base 696 to 2090 and encodes 464 amino acids. The record is from RefSeq and is a predicted model, not a curated record. Lineage: Eukaryota; Metazoa; Arthropoda; Insecta; Coleoptera; Staphylinidae. The transcript is spliced from 9 exons. Gene Ontology annotation, molecular function: phosphoric diester hydrolase activity.